Messenger RNA from Boeremia exigua, 1591 nucleotides. Its product is annotated as kinase-like domain-containing protein. Lineage: Eukaryota; Fungi; Ascomycota; Dothideomycetes; Pleosporales; Didymellaceae. The transcript has 2 exons. Bases 60 to 1433 code for a protein of 457 amino acids. The record is from RefSeq and is a predicted model, not a curated record. Gene Ontology annotation, molecular function: ATP binding; protein serine/threonine kinase activity. Gene Ontology annotation, biological process: protein phosphorylation; mitotic DNA damage checkpoint signaling. Gene Ontology annotation, cellular component: nucleus.
GACCGAGCCAAUGCUCUCACACACGCAAAUCACAACACAUCCGUCUGCCAACACCCACCAUGGCGAAGGCUCGUGUGUCACUGCAACGCCAGGCAGAGCAGAUUGAUGUGCACGAGGAUGAACAGAAAGAAGAGGAAGUCAACUCCGAACUGGGCGAAAGCAUGGAUCCCCUCGAUGAAAGCAGGCACACAGUCGACAGUAGUGAUGAAGAAGUUGAAGAUGCUGUCGCCGAUGACAUGGCACGGUUCGAAGAGACAUUUGCGGGUAUCACUAAGAGGUUUCGAUUGAUUAAUCGUAUUGGUGAAGGCACGUUCUCAACCGUAUAUAAGGCUGAAGAUCUGGAGUACGACAAAUACGACAACGAUUGGGAUAUUGAAGAGCGCGAGAACAAGAAGUGGCCAUCGUCAGAACAUCGCAAACGACAAAAACGACCACAUUAUGUUGCCAUCAAGAAGAUCUAUGUCACAAGCAGCCCGAUCCGUAUUUUUAACGAGCUCGAACUGCUCUACGAUCUCAGAGACUCGGACUCGGUUUGUCCUCUUAUCACUGCCUUCCGUCAUCUGGACCAGGUCGUUGCUGUACUACCUUACUUCCAGCAUCGCGACUUUCGCGAUUACUACCGAGAUAUGAAGAUAUCUGAGAUGCGUCUGUACUUCCGGAGUAUGAUCACAGCACUUCGAGCGGUACAUCAGAAGAAGAUCAUCCACCGCGAUGUCAAACCAACCAAUUUUCUGUAUAACCCGGUUCUGCAGCGUGGAGUCCUCGUCGACUUUGGAUUGGCGGAGCGCGAGGGCACAGACUGGCACCAAUGUGCAUGUCAUUUGUCGGAUGAGGAUCGCCGUCACAGAACAACUCACAGCGUAUAUGCACAGACUCAGUCCUCGGGUCCCAACUCCUCCAGCUACCCGAAGAACGACACACGAAACAGCCGCCGAGCCAAUCGGGCAGGCACUCGCGGCUUCCGUGCUCCUGAGGUGCUCUUGAAAUGUACACAACAGACUUGCUCCAUUGACAUGUGGAGCGUGGGAGUCAUCUUGCUGACCAUGUUAUCUCGUCGCUUUCCGUUCUUCCACAGCGCGGACGAUAUUGACGCAUUGCUCGAGAUCGGUACCAUUUUCGGUCGCAAGAAAAUGAGGGAGACAUCAUUGCUACAUGGUCAGGUCUUCGAAACCAACAUUCCCAGUUACAGCGAGAGUGGGCACAGCCUAGAAAAGAUUAUCCUCUGGUGCACAGGAAGGACUGGUGACAAGACUGCGCCGAAGAAAGAGCUAGCAGAUGACGAGAAAGAGGCUACGCAAUUCCUCUACCGCCUCAUGGAGUGCAAUCCAGCCAAACGCAUUACUGCUGAUGAGGCCCUCCGGCACCCAUUCCUUGCGAAAGUCCAAGAGGACACUGAAGUGGAAGACGAUAUGGACGACCUCGUCGAAGAGUAGAACGAUGGACAUUAAUGAGGAAUGCACUCACGAUAUGAUCAAAGAACAGGAGGCGUUUGGACACGGCAUUGAUCGCUUAAAGCAUAAAGUUUGGAGUUUUUGGCCAUCUAGGGACGGCAACCUGAUGAAACAUUGCGAUACCCUCAUCCUUGUAUACU